UCCACACGGGCCCCAUGGGAGAAGGGCAGGCAGCUCGCUGGAGAAAGGCGAGAACCGUCCCAGGGGAUACUUCAGGGCGUCUUUUGAGACAGUCACUGAACUGGGCCUGAAUGGCAAGCAGGUUCCUACCAGAGGCAAUGGGCGGGUAUAGAAUGUUCCGCAGGAUCAGGCUGUGCAAAUGCAGCACCUAUCAAGUGGGAAAAGCAAUGUACGGUUCCGCGCAUGCGUGCGGAGUCCCUCGUGCUUACUUGAGGACACCUGCGCAAGCGUCGCAAGGAUUUCUUUUUUCCCCGUUGCCCUGCCUCCUGAAGUAGAUUCUGUCAUAUGAUGAAUCCACAUACCAUUAAGAAACAGCCUCUGCAUCAGUUUGUCCAGAGACCACUUUUCCCACUCCCUGCAACCUUAUGUAACACAGUGAGAUACAUGUUUAUUCAAACACAAGAUACCCCAAAUCCCAACAGUUUAAAGUUUAUUCCAGGAAAACCAGUUCUUGAGACAAGGACCAUGGAUUUUCCCACACCAGCUACAGCAUUUCGCUCCCCUCUGGCUAGGCAGUUAUUUAGGAUUGAAGGAGUAAAAAGUGUGUUCUUUGGGCCAGAUUUCAUCACUGUCACAAAGGAAAAUGAAGAGUUAGACUGGAAUUUACUGAAACCAGAUAUCUAUGCUACAAUUAUGGAUUUCUUUGCAUCUGGCUUACCUUUAGUUACUGAGGAAACACCUUCAGGAGAAGCAGGAUCUGAAGAUGAUGAUGAAGUUGUGGCAAUGAUUAAGGAACUGUUAGAUACUAGAAUACGGCCAACUGUGCAGGAAGAUGGAGGAGAUGUAAUCUAUAAAGGCUUUGAAGAUGGCAUUGUACAGCUGAAACUCCAAGGUUCUUGUACCAGCUGCCCCAGUUCAAUCAUUACUCUGAAAAAUGGAAUUCAGAACAUGCUGCAGUUUUAUAUUCCAGAAGUAGAAGGUGUAGAACAGGUUAUGGAUGAUGAAUCAGAUGAAAAAGAAGCAAACUCACCUUAAAUUAAUUUGAGUUUUCUUUGGGCCCAGCAGUUGGACUUGUUGAUACAUAUACUAAGCUUUUAUUAUUAAUCUGCUAAGGAACUUGAGGAUUAAUAAAAUAUACCCUUUCUUCAGAGAAUGAUAUAUAAA
Messenger RNA from Balaenoptera ricei (Rice's whale), 1143 nucleotides. It is a transcript of the gene NFU1, whose product is annotated as NFU1 iron-sulfur cluster scaffold. The transcript is spliced from 8 exons. The record is from RefSeq and is a predicted model, not a curated record. Gene Ontology annotation, cellular component: mitochondrion. Bases 325 to 1014 code for a protein of 229 amino acids. NCBI's taxonomy places the organism in Eukaryota, Metazoa, Chordata, Mammalia, Artiodactyla, Balaenopteridae. Gene Ontology annotation, biological process: iron-sulfur cluster assembly. Gene Ontology annotation, molecular function: iron-sulfur cluster binding; iron ion binding.